CCCCCAUGGGGGGGGAUGAACGGGGGGGGGGGGCUGGUUCACCCUCAGCCCGGCUCAGAUCAAGGCAGGCCCCUGGCUGACCUUCCUCCUCUCCCGUGUCUUUCGCCAGCAUGCGAACUGCGGCUUGUCCUCGUUGGAAGAACUGGAGCUGGGAAAAGCGCCACAGGAAACAGCAUCCUGGGGGCUGAGGAAUUCAGGUCCACGAUCUCACCCGCCUCAGUGACCAUGGAGUGUGAGAAAAGGGAUGUCGAGAUCGGUGGCAGGAGAAUUGUGGUUGUUGAUACUCCAGGGUUUUUCUACACCUGCACUUCAUCCGAAGAGACCCGCAGAGAGGUGAAGACGUGCUUGAAGCUCCUCUACCCCGGGCCACACGCCAUCAUACAGGUGGUCCAGCUGGGCCGCUUCAGCGAGGAGGAGAAGGCGGUGGCCAAAACAAUCCAGAAGAUCUUCGGCCUUCAAGGCAAGGCCUACAUGAUCACCUUGUUCACCCGCAAGGAUGAGCUGGGCGAGAAAUCUCUCCGGGAGUUCUUGCAGGAGGGAGACCAAGACCUGUGGAAGCAGAUCGCCCAGUGCGGGGGCCGCUGCCUCACGUUCGACAACAGGGCCAGGGGCCGGGAGAGGGAGGAGCAGGUGGAGGCGCUGCUGCAGGUGGUCGAUGGGCUGGUGGCGAGGAACCGGGGAGCCCCGCACUACACCGAGCAGAUGCUGCAGGAAGACCGAGAGCAGGCAGAGCGGUGGGAAAAGGAACUUCUGGAGAUGUUCAAAGGAAUGUUGGCUAUACAGAAAGGAGAAAUCUUGGAGCAGGUGCGGAGGGAGAGGCCUCCCAAGGACUGCACCAUUCUCUAAUGAGGGGUUCGAAGCCCUCCGACUCAGCCAGGGAGCGGGACGCGCAGGGUUCUGCCCCCCAACACCCCGCCCUCGGCCCCCCCAUCCGUUUCAUCUGCAUGCUCAGCGCCGGCCUUGUCAGCUGCGUUGCUGUCGUUUGUGCAUGAUCCAUCAUGCGCGCAAGAUGUGUUUUCCUCACUUUCCGUGAAUAAA
Molecule: messenger RNA, 1038 nt
Organism: Varanus komodoensis (Komodo dragon)
Lineage: Eukaryota; Metazoa; Chordata; Lepidosauria; Squamata; Varanidae
Product: GTPase IMAP family member 4-like
Exons: 1
Coding region: 16-846 (276 amino acids)
Molecular function (GO): GTP binding
Source: RefSeq, a predicted model, not a curated record